GGCCAUUCACAUCGUACACUCAUUCUCGUUUCUUCGCGUGUUCACACUGCCGAUACUACUUGUUGGGUCUCAUUCUCUCGCCUGCCGGCUGCUUUAUCACCAAGUGAAACAUUUGUUAAAUACAAUUUUGUGUCUGUCACCAGUUCAUUGAGUCGAAUAAAACAUUGAAACAUGGCUAGUUAUCAUAAACCUGAGGCUAAAACCAUUCAAGAGCUCAAGGACAUUGCUAAUAAGCUCAGAAUCCAUUCCGUCAGGUCCACGCAAGCCAGCAAGUCUGGGCAUCCAACAUCAUGCUCUUCGAUGGCAGACAUCAUGUCUGUCCUCUUCUUCAAUGCGAUGAGGUAUAAAGUUUCAGCUCCACGCGAUGCCAACAACGAUAGAUUUAUUCUCAGCAAGGGUCAUGCUGCCCCCAUCCUUUAUGCUGCAUGGGCUGAGGCGGGACUUCUGCCAGUUGCUGAGCUCCAGAAUCUCAGGAAAUUCGACAGCGACUUGGAAGGACAUCCAACACCCAGGCUCAACUUCAUUGAUGUAGGCACUGGAUCCCUCGGUCAGGGGCUCUCUGUUGCUGCAGGAAUGGCAUACGUUGGCAAAAAUUUUGAUAGAGCCAGCUACAGAGUUUACUGCCUGAUUGGUGACGGUGAAUCCGCAGAAGGAUCGAUCUGGGAGGCCCUGAGUUUCGCCUCGCACUACAAACUCGACAACCUCUGUGCAAUCUUCGACAUCAAUCGUCUGGGCCAGAGUGAGCCCACAGCCCUCCAGCACAACCUCGAAGUCUACCGUAAGCGCCUAGAGUCCUUCGGCUUCAACGCGCUGGUGGUUGACGGUCAUGACGUCGAGGAGCUCGUGAAAGCCUUCCACGAGGCCCAGACCACCAAAGGUCGCCCCACUGCCAUUCUCGCAAAGACCUUCAAAGGAAAGUACUUCCCCAACAUCGAGGACCUGGAAAACUGGCAUGGCAAGGCCCUAGGGGACAAAGCUGAUGAUACGAUUAAAUUCUUGACCUCUCUCAUCAAGAAUCACGGGCCCCUGGGUCUCCACCCCCAGAAGCCUCUCGUCGAGGACGCCCCAGUCGUCAACAUCACCAACAUCAAGCUCCAGACUCCACCAGCCUACAAACCCACGGAUCAAGUGGCAACUCGUCUAGCCUAUGGAACUGCCCUAGCAAAAAUCGCACAGAACAACCCUCGAGUGAUUGCCCUAGACGGCGACACGAAGAACUCAACCUUCGCCGACAAAAUUAAGACAGUGGACCCCGCUCGCUUCGUCGAAUGCUUCAUAGCCGAACAGAACCUCGUGGGGGUGGCAACGGGAGCUGCCUGCAGAGACAGAACAGUCCCCUUCGUCUCAGCUUUCGCCACGUUCUUCACGAGGGCCUUCGAUCAGAUUCGAAUGGGUGCAAUCUCUCAGUCAAAUGUGAACUUUGUUGGCUCCCACUGUGGAGUGUCCAUUGGAGAGGAUGGCCCCUCUCAAAUGGGGCUUGAGGACAUUGCCAUGUUCAGAACUAUACCUGGGUCUACUGUCUUCUAUCCCAGUGAUGCUGUGUCCACUGAGAGAGCUGUGGAAAUCGCUGCUAACACCAAGGGGAUUUGCUUCAUCAGAACUUCAAGACCUAACACUGCGAUUUUGUAUAAGAACGAAGAGCCUUUUGCUGUCGGAAAGGCUAAGGUUGUCAAGUCCAGCCAGAAGGAUCAGGUUUUGCUCAUUGGAGCUGGAGUCACUCUCCACGAAGCCUUGAAGGCUGCUGAUGAGCUUGAGAAGGCUGGAGUUAACGUCAGAGUGUUGGAUCCAUUCACUGUUAAACCUCUGGAUGCUGCUGCUGUCAUCAGUAACGCCAAGGAGACAGGUGGCAGAAUUGUCACAGUGGAGGAUCACUAUCCCGAGGGAGGACUGGGGGAGGCUGUCGCCUCAGCUGUUGCGAUGGAGAGAAACAUCAUCUUGAAGAAGUUGGCAGUCCCCAAGGUCCCCAGAUCUGGUCCUCCUAACGUUCUUCUCGAUGCCUUUGGAAUCAGUGCCAGGAACAUCAUCGCUGCUGUUCAGGAGAUCGUGAAGCAUUAGGGGGUUGUCGGCUGGCUCGUAAUUCCACAUUCCACUGCAUUUAUCAAGUGUUUUUUUGGGUGUGGACACGUGUUUGAUAAAGUUUUACAUAUUACAGUUUAUGUACGUUUAUAAACAGACCUUUGUGGAACAAUUUACAUAUUUUUCAGAGCAUUGUUAACUGUUUGAAGUCUUGGGAUUGGAGAAAAACUGUAUGAGAAAAAAUAUAUUUUUCACAUUUUCUGCGUA
Molecule: messenger RNA, 2283 nt
Organism: Diachasma alloeum
Lineage: Eukaryota; Metazoa; Arthropoda; Insecta; Hymenoptera; Braconidae
Product: transketolase-like protein 2
Exons: 5
Coding region: 172-2055 (627 amino acids)
Molecular function (GO): transketolase activity; thiamine pyrophosphate binding
Source: RefSeq, a predicted model, not a curated record